UGUUAUCAUAGACUGCCAAAAUGGGUAUUGAAUACCGUGCGGAACUUGUCGGAAAGCGAUUUCUGUGUGUCAGUAGCUUGUCGAAGCUGAAACUCAACAAGAUCUGUGAGUGGGAUUGGCGAGCUGGAGUGAUUCGAGCAGUGGAUAACUGGACCAUUGGACAAGACAAUCAGGAUCUAGCGGUUUAUGUGGAGUUUGAUGGGCAGGACUGGGAAAGAAGAGAGUGGUUACGACCUCAUGAUAGUGCCUACCAAGUGUUUGUGGUAGAAAAAGCUCUAGUAUGGGGCCAAAGAUGUGAUCCAUUCAAUUCUAGACCUGGUAAUACAAUCCUGUGGCCAGCUUUGAGUUUUGAAGUCCUUGGAGACAAAGUUGCUAUUGGUGAUUCCAAGACUGUUCCUUUAGAGUUUUGUGUUGAUAAGCAGCUAAACUUUGUGAAAGAAGGAGAGAUACGACCAUAUGAGGAUGACGAUGAUGGUCUCCAGCAAGCUCUACGAUAUGAGGAAGUGAAGCAGGAGGUGAACAGUUGGUUGCACAGCCAGAAAGUUCAACAGAUUUUGAUGAAAGCACCUUAUUCCUUGACGGGAUAUCGUGUUAAAGUCUAUAGAUUAGAUUCCAAAACUCAGUGGUUUUCAGCCGUCAUUACAGGACAUGAUCUUUUAACAAGGGACCUUCAGGUUAUGGAUGACACAGUACUAGAAAGCCAUUCUGAAAAUCCAGCUCAUGUACAGAUGAUGUUCUUAGAUGACGUGGUUGGUGCCCUUUUAAAAGGCGAGAAUGUUGGUAUUACUUCCAGAAGAAGAGCAUGUGUAACAUCUACGUCCAGCUCUCAGCUGUCUUCUUCAGGAACUUACAGUCGAAAUUCCAGCCGUAUCCAAAACCAGUUGCAGAAUCAAAACCAGUCGCUAAGUCAUGCAACUCCUGUGACUAGUAGGAGCAAAAAGAAAAGUAGAGCAUCUGAAGCGAGAACGUCUCUGUACUCUGAAGUUGAAAGGGAAAAAACAGCAAAACCAGAAAAGGAAUAUUCUCAUUCACGGAGUCGAUCAAAGAAAGAAAGGAAGAGGAAAACCAGCAAUGAAAGUGUACAUGUGUCGGAAAAGAAUUCUUCGCCUGUGAAAAAACACAAAUAUGAUCAGGUGGAUAUGUCUUCAGAAAAAACAGAACAGUCGCAGCCGCCAGUUCCAGUACUGUCUGCAAAAUCAACAGACUUUGUUACUAAUCAGGAUAUGAAAACUGACAGUCUAGAAUCUGUGAGACAGAAAUCUCCCGAAAAGACGAUCAAACAUAAAAAGUUUCGAAAUAAGAAUCUUGAAACUAAAAUACAUCUUAAUGACUCUGUUGGUUCCACGAUAGCUGCUGUUGCCAUCGUGCCGCCUAUUGUAGAUGUGUCUAUGAAAACAAUGGACAAAGUUGGGGAUCAGGUACCUUUAGUUGAGAAAAAACGUAAACACAGGCACAAAACAAAGUUUAAACUCCUUGAGAGUACUGCCUGUGAGCAGGAACACAAUACGGCUAUACUUUCUACUGUAGACUCAGAGAAGAAAAGCAGGAAAAGCAACUCGUGUAGUAGUAGAAGGACUAAGAAAGCCAGAGAUAAGAAAGAAAGUAAAAAAUGUGAAAUCAGUACUUCUAACUCAGAAACAUUAAAACGAGAAAUUGACCGUCCAUUUCCUACUCCUGUUGUGAACAACCAGCACCCUGAACCACUAUCAGCUGCACCACCGGUAUCACAACAGGUGGGGUUGAAAGACUCUUUACAGGGUGGAAAUGAAAAAGACUUGAAUAGAGACAAUACAAAUGUUACUGGUGAUAGUACUUGUGUAGGCUGUCAUUCUAUAACAGCAACAACAUUGACAACGACAGCAGCAGUAGCAACAGCAAGCGUGACAACUGUCUCACCUAGUCAUUCUGUAUCGAAAAGUAGUGAAACCUUUCAGCGAAAACAAAAACAUAGUCAUUUGAAGGAAGAACUCAGUAGAACAGAGGAGUCAACAGCACUGCUGCUUCUACAACAGCAGCAUCUACUGCAACAAAAACAGCAGAUGCCGCAUCAUAAACAGUUCAUGCAACAACAACAGCAGCAGCAGCAACAACAACAACAGCAGCAACAGCAAGAAGAACAAGAAACACAGGAACAGCUAUGCCAAUCUCAACGUUAUGAACAAUUGCAUCAUGUGCAACAAGAACAAAUGCUGCUGCAGCAGCACCAAGAAGAAGAGCAGGCACAUUUACAACUGCCCCAUAGCCAGCCUCAGCUAAAUGAAAGAUCACCAUCAAGUGAAAGUUCAAAAUCAGAAAGCACCAAAUCUCAGAAUUCAUUAAUAGUGGAUACAACUGAACCUAUCACUGUGUAUAGGGACCCAAAUUUGUCUGAUAGUGAAGUCACCAAAGUAACAUCUGUGCAGCACCAGAAUGUUCAUGGUGCUGCUCAGCCCCAUCUUCAACAACAAGCACGAGCACAGGCUCGAGCACGAGCACGAGCACAGGCACAAGCAGAGGCACAAGCACAGGUACAGGUACAGGCACAGGCACAACAACAGGUACAACCUCAACCACAACCACCUAAGCCACAGCCACAGCAUACGCCAUCACCUACAAUUACACCAUCAACUGCACCACUUAGACCAACAUCUGCUUGUGGUUCUAUUGGAACAUCGUCCAGCAACAGUGCUUUUGGACCAUCCCCCAUCAGACCUUUAACUCCCCACCAAACUAUGUCUCAUCCUGCAGCUGCUGGCAAUGUAAUGCCACAACACUUAAUGUUUAAUUAUCACAGUGCUGGCUUAGGGCCUGCAUAUGCCCAACACCCACUCUCAAACGUUGAUCAUCAACAUGCUAUGAACAUGCGUGCCACGUUACACCAGGCGGAAUUAUUACACCAUCACCGAUACCAGUUACCUCACUCUAUGCUCAUUCAAGGAAUGUCAAUGGCCGAAAUACAGAUGCUCUGGAAAAGACAGUAUCCACAGCGACCGUUCCCGCCACAGUCAUUCAUUCCUCCUCCCCAAGAUGAACUUGAGCGUGAGAGACUGAGGCGUGAAGUUGGUCUGCAUCAUGGGCAUGAUGCCCAAGCGGCCGUGAGCAGACAUUUCCAGGAAUCCCUCAGGAAUUAUCCAAAUUCUAGCCUUGCUUUAGGUGGACUUGCACUUGCAGCAGGAGGUACAAUUACAAUGCCAGGAACAUCCAAAACAGAUUUACAGCAGAAAGAACUUGCCGACAAGGAGAAAGAGCAGAUGGAAAGGGAGCGCAGGGAAGCUGAGGAAAAGGCCCUGAGAGAGCGAGAAGAGAAAGAACGGGAGUGGCAAAGGAUACAAGAAGAGAAAAGGGAAAGAGAAAGAGAAUUCCUAAGACAAAACCAGCAUCCCAGAACCACAGCUCAGGAGACCACCGGUAUUCAUCCUUUAGAUGUCCUACAAGUCAGCCAUCAAGAACUCAUAUACAAGCAACAACUGGAACAACGUGAAUUGAAAAGGCAACAAGAAGAAAUACUGAGACAGAAAGAUCUGGAAGCUCAGGAGAGGAUACGCCGACUUGAACGUGAGAAGCUGAUUAUACAGGAACAGAAGAUGAGAGCAGAACACGCUGUGAUGAAUCCUGAGCAGGAACAAGUGGUGAGAAAACCUGAAGCGAGAUCAGCGUAUCCAGCACAUCAGCGAUCACCUGGACACUAUAGACCAGAACCCAUGACAAAAUAUGGUGGGAUACAGAUUAAGCAGGAACCAGGACAUGGAAUGACAAAUUGUGCUUCAAGGAAUAGCAGCCAUAGUCCGGGAGCUAGUGGUGGACGUGCGAUAAAAGCAGAACAUAUAUCAGGUUAUCAACCAUUUCGACACACGAUAGUGAGUCCCACUGAUAAAUCAGUUGGGAAAACACACACAGGGCUUGAGAGAAAGACAAAUGAUAGGUCUGAUACCUCCCUCUCACCUGGACAUUCCCCAAGAGGUCAUUCAACGACACCACCAGCUUUUGCCAAGCCGCCAAAGCGACAAGUCAUGUCCACGCCACCACCAUUAAUAAAACAUAGUGCGGGACAAGGUCAGGAAGGAUUUAUGGAAAAAGGUAAACCGCAGUCAAGUAUUAUGCAGACAAAGGAAAGGACUAUUGAACCUAAGUCCACUGAGCCAUUGCCCCAAGCAAUGGACUUAUCACCACAACAUUCGGCAGCAGCAACUACAACGGGGUAUUAUUCAGUGUCACCUCGUCAACAGAAAUACUACAGUCCCCCUGAGAAAACAAAUGAUCAUCAACAACCGAAACCGUUGAUUGAUAGUAAGCAGGGAGUACCAGUUAUUGUGCACACAUCGAUUGGGCAACCUCCACCGUUACAAAGUAAUGCUGUAUCACCAACUGCUUUCAAACCUAUCGAACAGUCUGGUAAAACUGCCAGAAGGACUCAGUCACCUCUCCAUGUUGCUUCACCACAUCAAUUAUCACAGGCUAUACUACAGCCUCUGGAGCUGCGAAAGAGUGCAGAGAAGAACGAGGAAGGAGGGAAGAAAGGUCGGAGCACGCCUGGAUCAGCCGGGAUAAACUCAAGCCACAUUUUAACUGUGUCUACAUCAAGUAGUGCACUAGGAUACACUACUCACCCAGUGACUGCUAUACAGAGUAUGGUGUACAAAACAACUCAACAAGGACAUACACAGACGGCAUCAUCAGCACCACAUAGUUUGUUAAUGUCUGCUCUCAGAUCUCCAACUCAUAGUGAGCCACUAACUGUUGAUACCUGUCACAAUAAUGUCUCAACUUCUUUGAAAAGAAAAUCUGGAGAAGGUGCACAUGGAAAUAAGAAGUUGAGGAUGCCUGAUAGUCGGACAUCACCAGCUUUAUCUGAUAAAUCACCAAGUGAGAAGAAAAGUCCAGGUUCAGGUUCUAGUUAUAUUGAGAGUUUUCGUGCGUUUGUAUCUGACCACAGGAACAGUCAAAUCACAGGGGGACCAAGAGGUGAAUUUCUCGCCACAGAUCUCAGUAAGUCUGGAACUAGUCCUGGUUCAAGUAAGAAGUCUAAGCUUCAUGUCAGGGACCAAAAACCUUUAAACUUGCAUCAUUCGGCCCCAGCAUCUGUUCUGGGGCAUCCUUUGAAAGCUGAGCCGAUUCAGCAUAAAAUUGCCAAUGGCUCGCUUUCGGAUAGCAGUGACUGUAGUAUUAGAUCUGGGUCUAGUGACAGUCGGCCAGCUGCUGCUAAGUUCCGUGAUACCUCCAUAUCUCCAAGUAAACCAGCACCUCAUGUUAAUCUUAAAAAGGCGUGGUUACAGCGACAUGCCGAAAAUGAUUCCAAAGUAUGCAGUUCACCAUCAAACAAUAACUUUACCUCAGAUAGCAAAUAUUGCAUGGAUGGCAGUACUAGUCCUGGAAGAUCAAAUGGUGAAAGGAAUGCUAAGAGUCCAGGUAAAUUAAAAAGGUGUUAUGUUGAUUGCUCCAAAGACUCUAGAAUCGCCACACCGACAAAGCCAGGAAAGCACAAAACAACACUGCCAAAUGGCGACUUGGCCAAGUCUGAGAAUAUAAACAAUGCAAACAUUGCCAGCGAAAUUGAAGCUGGAAAAAACAUUUCUAACGUUUCAAAUGCAGAGUUGCCUUCCGCAUGCUCUGACAUGUCGAUUCCCAGCUUUACAGAAAAACAUCGGAAAUUGAAAGACAAACUGAACCAUGUGGAUGACACUUGUGAGGACAAGUCUUUGAAAACUAACCGUGGACUUUCAAAAAAGUUGAAAAAAUUUGAGGAAAUGAGGGAGAGUUUCCCUGAAGGCACAGCAUUAAAUGCAGAUGAGAGUCCGCAGACUCUAACAGUUCCAAAGAAGAGAGUACAGAACAAAAUAAAAUUAGAGAAUAAAGGACUGAAUACAACAAAAGCGUUUUCCAAACCAUCUGUUGCCAAAUUAAAGAGGUCCGGAGAAUCUUUUUUACAGAAUGGUCCAUGUGUAGAAGUGUCACCUAAUCUUGUUAAGUGUAGAGAGUGUCGUAUUCGACCCACUGCCAGGACGGCCAGACUCAAUAUUUUCUGCAGGUUCUAUGCAUUCAGAAGACUGAAGUACAGCAAGAAUGGUAUAUUGAUGGUUGCUGGGUUUUCUCAUCCCGAAGACUGUGAUCGUGAAGAUCUUAAACCGUGGCUGCCACAGAAAAACAAUGAUAAUCCACUCAACUUUGAAAUCUCCAAGUACAUUCUGUCCAAAGUCGGUGACGAGUUCUGUGAACUGGUUCAACAAGAAAAGGAAGCACGUUCCUGGGCGACCGACCCGUCUAAAAUUGCGUGGAAACGAGCAGUAGCCGGUGUUCGGGAGAUGUGUGAUGCGUGUGAUACAACCUUGUUUAAUAUCCAUUGGGUGUGUGAGAAGUGUGGUUUUGUGGUUUGCCUCGAUUGUUAUAAAUGGAAAAAGAAUGAACCCAAGAUAGAGCUGAUCACAGAAGAGGAGACACAGGAACCAUCCUCCUUAACGUGUAGACGACGCAAUAAAUCACAAUGGGUUAUGUGUAAUAGUAAAAAUCCUCAUUUACCAGAAAAUUUGAUGUUAACGCAGAUUAUACCUGGCUCCGCACUGUGGGAGGUCGGUAACAUGGUACAUAAAGUACGUGGUAGAUGGGGUAUUCCAGCAGGAUGUCCAUGUGCUUUCAGUGAUACCAACAACACAGUGACCAAGAACGAAACAAAUAACCCUGCCAAUGGUACCAAGCCAACAGUUACUGCACUUAAUGGUAUAUCACAGAUCAUUCUUACUGCAGGUAUGAAUGGACCAUCCCAGAGUUCUAGUGUUCCAAUUACUGCCAGACCACCUAUGGAAAAUUUUAUAACAUCCAAUUAUCAAGCCAUGUCUCCAUCGCCACUUGACUUUCUAGCAGAUAUUGCUACUUCCACCACUGCCCAAACAGAUAAACACAGACUGACCAAAUUUGAAAAGAAAUUGGAUGGUGGUAGCACUGAUGAAAAGAAGAACAAAAUGGGAUUGUCUGAACUGUUUCAAUACUCCUGCCAGGAUGCUAAAACAAUUGCAAGAGCAACUGGUAAGGUUGCUACCAUAGAAACCAAUGAUGGAGACAAACAUGAAUGUGUGACUUUGAGAGAACUGUUGACUAAGACUGCAGGGCGUCUUGGUAAACCAACACUUGCAGGUGUAGGUGAAAAUGCAAUUGCACCUGUGUCGUCAGUCAUUGGACAAAAGCAUGGUGCCUGUCGAACUGUGACUGGUACAUUUGAGGACAUCAUCGCCACUGUGGUGGAACAGAACAUAGCUCUGCCGAGGCAGCACCCUGCAAAGGAAAAACACCGUGAAAAACUUAAACAUAAACUACCAUUAUUGAUAGACUGUGAUGAUCCGUCCAAAUCACCGAUUAGGCAUACAUUGACUGAUUCAAGCGUGAUGUACCCUGGUGUUCCACAUUCGUGGCUGUGUGAAGGCAGGCUUCUAAGACUACACGACCAUACAUACCCUGGAAACUUAAAAAUCUUCCAAGAGGAAUGGAGAAGGGGAGUGCCUGUUCUGGUGAGUAAUGUACACAAAAACCUUGACUCAUCACUCUGGACACCCGAGUCUUUCACAAAGCAGUUUGGACAUCUAGAAAACGAUCUUGUCAACUGUAGGAAUGACGUAGUCAUCCAAGGUGCUCCAAUGAGGGACUUCUGGGAGGGUUUUGAAGACAUGGACAAACGUCUUGUGACAAAGCUCGGUGAUGACAUUGUACUCAAGUUGAAAGACUGGCCGCCAGCAGAAGACUUCAGUGAAUUGAUACCUGAUAGAUACGAGAACCUUAUGAAAUGUCUACCAUUACCGAGUUACACUCUACGAGAUGGUAAACUGAAUCUGGCGUCUCGGUUACCAGACUUUUUUGUCAGACCUGAUUUAGGACCGAAGAUGUACAAUGCAUAUGGGUCACCUCAAUAUCCCAAGAAUGGUACAACUAAUUUACAUCUUGAUGUAUCAGAUGCAGUCAAUGUUAUGGUUUACGUGGGUGUGGCCUUUGGAAGUGCCCUCUCAAAAUCAGAAUCAGAAAUUGCUGUAUUCCGAGCCAUAGAAGAGUCAGACUGUGAUGACUUACAGAAACGGCGAGCUAGAGAGGAAAAACCUGGAGCACUGUGGCAUAUCUUUGCUUCCAAAGACACAGACAAAAUUCGUCAGUUUUUCAAGAAAAUUGCCAAAGAGAGAAAUGAAGAAUAUCCAGAUGACCAUGACCCAAUUCAUGAUCAGAGUAUAUAUCUUGAUAAAGAACUGAGAGAAAGGUUGCACAAGGAGUAUGGCGUGAGGGGAUGGGCAAUUACACAAUUUAUGGGUGAUGCUGUAUUCAUACCAGCUGGAGCUCCACAUCAGGUUCGUAAUCUAAACUCGUGUGUGAAAGUUGCUGAGGACUUUGUAUCACCUGAACACAUAGAACAGUGUUUCACAUUGACACAUGAAUUCCGGCGUCUCAGCGUCACCCAUUGCAAUCAUGAAGACAAGUUACAAGUAAAGAAUAUCAUAUUCCAUGCAGUGAAGGACUCUGUGGGGGUUCUACUUGAUGAAACUGAGAGGAGUUAGAGUAACAGAAUCAACAUCAACAAACUUGCUGUUGUAAUGUAAUGAACAACUACAAGUAAUAUAUUUUAGUAGCAUCGAUGAGUACAAUCUGAUUUCAUGCGAUAUACCAAGAGUAAUCAGGAAGUUGAAUGGACAAGACUUACUGUUACAGUUUCUCACUGACUAGAAAUGCUGAAGUUAUUGUUGUACAUUUGUUGCUGCCACACAUUCUACACCAUGCUUGGACUUAAUGUGUUAAUAAUAACUGUUAACUUCAGCUGAUCAAUAAUAUCACACAGACUAUUUGAGAAAUGAACAAAUGUUGUGGGUGUUUUUGUUUUGUUUUUGGUUUAUUUUUUUUUUUUAGUUUUUGAAAAGUUAGAGUAUUCCUUCCGCUAAGCUAACUCGUUUAGAGAAAACUUAUUUGAAGAGAUUGUUUAUGAAACUGACCACCAAAUUUUAUUAUUAUUAGUUUUUUCAUUGGUCAAUACUGCAGUGAACAUUCCAAUGAUUUCUUUAUUAAAAGAUGAAACAAAAAAGAACAUAGUGUAAAUAAGAUUUUUUUUAACUAUCAUCAGUUGAGUACUUUUGUUGACAACUGUGGUUUGAUAAUUGUUAUCUCUGUGUACAUAAGUUUUUGGAUGAUUAAUAAUUGUGAAUACCAUGCACAUUGUAUUUGUAUAUGUUCCUUUAUUUUUUUCCCACUCUCCCCUUCUCUUCCCCUUUGUUAAGUUUGCUAGGUGCUAUCGUGGAGUAACUCAGUACCGUUUGUUAAUUGCGGGUUUUCUUGACAAAUAAAAGCAGGUGUGUUAUCAUUUCAAAGAUAUCUAUCUAUUAACCUCUUGCUGUUAUUUAAACAAAAUUUUCUGUAAUUUAAGGCAUUGUUUGCCAAGUUUUAAAAUCCUUGUAAAUAAUACCCACCCAAUAAUGGACUCUUUUAAAAAACACUCUGUCUGCCUCAUUUGCUCUGAACAUUUCCAAAUCUUUAAUUUCUUCAGGAUUUGGCGUUUUCAUCAGUAGCGUGAAGACGCAUUUAAUGGGAAAUGCAGUUACCAUCAUUACUACAGAUACAUUGGUAAUGCUUUGGUGGUGUUAUGUGUCCAAAAAAUGAAGUUAGUUUGUAUUCUUGAAAUUACGUGAAUUAAUUAUUCGUGAAUCAAAAGUUUUAAACUUUUUAUGUGUGGUGUUUCAAUACAAAAUCAUCUGUUUUACCUAUUAACCUCUUCCCCAAAUUCAAGGUGAACAAAAUAAUCUUUGACUGCCAACGUGAAGUCUAGGCAUAGAUUUAUGUAAUUGAUUAAAUCAAUCAAAAUAUCACAAUGCACUAAACUUGUGCAACUAACGGACACUUUUAUUUUUGUAUUUAAAAAAAUAUAUUUAGGUUUUUGAUGAGUAUGUGUGCCGUAGUAUGGUGUUCAUACUUGCCAUACCCAUGUUUGUCUUCACUCGUCAUAACAAAUGGCAGUAGACACACUAACAAUUGCAGUUUUCUUUCAACUGGACAUUUGUGUCAAUUACAAAGACACAAGAAAACUUUAUAUUAGUCAUGUGACUAUCUUAUCUCUAAUUGUGACCGUUCGUAUUACUGUUGCGUGCUUUGCUCCGACAGCACCCAAUUGGUGUAACAUAUCACAGAAUAAGCUUAAUAAUAAAUUGUAUGGUUAUGUUUUCCCUUGUAAUUUAAAGUGAAAUUUGAUACUAUUGUUCGUUUUCCAAUAAUCCAGAUUGUAAGUUUAUUUGUCCCCCUUGCCCCCACAUAACUUUUAUGUAUAUACAUAUACAGAUAAAAGCCAUAGGACUAUUUUUAUAUGGAUGCUUAUUACACCGUGUAUUGUCGGAAGAAAAGUUCUAUAUAGCAUACAUUUUAUUGAAGAAGUCUAUACUUGUGGCUUGGUUAGCUUCUAUAGAAUCCAACCAUUCUUAUUAAAAACAUGUUGAGUAUUUAUUUA
Molecule: messenger RNA, 10432 nt
Organism: Saccoglossus kowalevskii
Lineage: Eukaryota; Metazoa; Hemichordata; Enteropneusta; Harrimaniidae
Product: jumonji domain-containing protein 1C-like
Biological process (GO): regulation of transcription by RNA polymerase II
Cellular component (GO): histone deacetylase complex; chromatin
Molecular function (GO): chromatin DNA binding; transcription coregulator activity; histone H3K9 demethylase activity
Source: RefSeq, a predicted model, not a curated record